UAUAUGUAUAUUUAUCUUGUAUUUAUUAAAACUUAUAUAAUGCAAUUUUUCUUUCAGUUUGAUGAAUGCAUAUGGGUUAUAUACUAGUCUUGGUUGUAACGUUCUCAUGGUUGAAUAUAGGGGUUAUGGAAAGAGUCAAGGAUCACCAUCAGAAAUGGGUUUAUAUCAAGAUGCUGAAGUUGCUAUGGACUUUCUUUUACGACAUUCACAGAUAUCACGAGAUAAAAUUGUAGUUUUUGGACGUUCACUUGGAGGUGCUGUGGCUAUAUAUCUUGCUUCUCAUCCUUACUACAGCCAACAUAUACACUCAGUAUUUAUAGAGAAUACUUUUACAUCACUGCCAGAAAUUGGAGCUGUUGUUAUUGGCAUACCUAUAAUUGGGCUUUUACCAUAUUGGUGCUUUAAAAAUCAAUUUCCCUCCAUAAAACGUGUACCAAAGAUCACGGUUCCAGUUAUGUAUUUAUCAGGACUAACUGAUAAUCUUAUUCCGCCACGAAUGAUGAAGAUGUUGUUUGAGUCUACUGUGAAUUCUCCUUUGAAGAGGAUGGCGCUGUUUGACAAUGGAACCCACAAUGAAACCUGGCUGUGUCCUGGCUAUUAUGAAUGUAUUUUAAAUUUCAUAGCAGAAGUUUCUAAAUGGCGGAGUACAAGUGCCUUGACAAAUUAUUCAGAUGUCCUUACAAAAAUUGUCUGACCAAGUUUUAUCUAGGAUUUCAAUUUAAUUUAUCCUUAAUUUGUCUUUAAUCUCUGCAUUCAUUGCAGAAUGCUGUCACAUUGUUUUGUUUUAUCACUCAUCUAUUUAAUCAGUACAGAUAACAGAAAAUCAUCUCUCGAACAAUGAAGAUUCUACCUGAAAUAAUGAACAAAUAAAAUUUCAUUUUACUCCUACAUGUGAUUUUUAAAAAAAUAAAUUAGUCAUGUAAUUUU
Octopus sinensis (East Asian common octopus) is the source of this 927-nucleotide messenger RNA. Its product is annotated as protein ABHD13. Gene Ontology annotation, cellular component: membrane. Gene Ontology annotation, molecular function: palmitoyl-(protein) hydrolase activity. The record is from RefSeq and is a predicted model, not a curated record. Bases 62 to 694 code for a protein of 210 amino acids. The transcript is spliced from 5 exons. Lineage: Eukaryota; Metazoa; Mollusca; Cephalopoda; Octopoda; Octopodidae.